UCAAUCUUCUCACUAUUACAACAACUUUAAUUGUGAAAUAAACAAAGAGAAAGGAGGCCACUUUUUUAAAAAAUUAAAAAUUAGAAUAAAUAAAACCCCACCAUUUUCUCCUGCUUCUUCUAUCUCUCUCUCCCCACCACUCUCUCUAGAGUCUUCAUCGUUUCUACUUACAUUAAACAUCUCAUCGUUUCCUUCUCAGAGAAAACUAACUUUUGUAAGUCACAUUACAAAGAAGAUGAUCAACGGUUUGAAAAGAACGUUUUGGAGUUCGAUACAUAAAAAGAAAGAUGAUUCACUUGAUCGGCAAAAACAAUCUACUUCAAGAUUCGGGUUUUUCUCUAACCCGUCUACUCCAAGGUCUGAGACCCGACCCGAUUCAGCCACCUCUUCUUCUACCCUUCGUUGUCAGAGUUGGUCUGCUACUCCUUCUUCACCGUCUCUUCCCGCUAGUCCAAACCUUCAAUGCACAACUUCCGGCGACGUUACUCCGACGAGAAACAGAAGCCCUCUCUCUCUUCUCAGCUUAUCUUCUUCUUCUCCUACACCUUCCUCACCUAAAUCUCCUGCGAGCUUCUCUCUCCUCAAAUCAAAACUCUGUUUCUCCAAAAGUAGUGGCAUUAGCAGCAAAUGUGGGAUUUGUUUACAGAGUGCGAAAGCAGGAAGAGGAACUGCGAUUUUCACGGCGGAGUGUUCCCACACGUUUCAUUUCCCCUGCGUAGCUUCACGAACCGGUGAUCGGAGUUUACUCUCCGACUGCCCUGUUUGUGGUGCCUCCUGGAGAGACACCUCACUUCUCCCUCCUCUGUCUCUCUCUUCCCCUCUCCACGAACUCGACACUGCUCAGAAAUCCCCGAAAUCAGGAUCCGAAUCCGACUCCAGGAUCCGGGAAUCAAAGACCAACAAGUCCUUACGAGUCUACAACGACGACGAGCCUUUGGUUUCGUCUCCAAUCUCUCUUACCGGUGGUUUCAACACCAUACCAGAAUCAGACGAGAAUGAAGACGAAGAAGAUUACGAUAACGGAGAAUUCAAAGGGUUUUACGUCAACACGCCGUCACCGUUAACGACCAAGAAACAGUUGACGGAUUCCGUUACUGGACACGUGGACGUUAAGCUGUCCUCAGAAGCUGCAAUUGUGGCGGUUGGGAGAGGCAGCGAGACUUACUCUGUUCUUAUGAAAAUCAAAUCGCCGCCGUUACCGACGGCGCGUAGAUCUCCGGUGGAUUUAGUAACGGUUCUAGACGUCAGCGGAGGGAACAUUGAGACGGUGAAGCGAUCGAUGAGGCUUGUGAUCUCGUCUCUGCGAGAAACGGAUCGUUUGUCGAUGGUCUCGUUCUCGUCGAGCUCGAAGCGAUUGUCGCCGUUGCGGAGGAUGACGGCGAACGGAAGGAGGCUAUCUAGAAGAAUCGUCGACGAAAUCUCCGGCUACGGCGACGGGAUGAGCGUGAACGAUGCGGUUAAAAAAGCGGCUAAAGUGAUCGAGGAUCGCCGUCAGAAAAAUCUCUUCACCACCAUCUUCGUGUUAACGGACCGUAAAGCCCAUCAGGCCCAACCAGAAUUUGUGACGUCCACGCGCUUCUCUCACCUGGAAAUCCCGACGCACACUAUUUGGCUCGGCGCGUGUAAUCACGAUCUCCAUGAUGACGUGUUUGCGAAACGUGUUAAGAGUCUGUUGAGUUUAUCGGCUCAAGAUCUCACUCUAAACCUCGGAUUCGUUUCUGGGUCGGGUCAAGGAGAGGUGACUUCAGUUUAUUCACUAACGGGUCGACCCGUUUGGCUUGGAUCCGGGAUGAUUCGGUUGGGUGACAUGUACGGCGACGAAGAAAGAGAAGUGUUGGUGGAACUCAAAUCUCCUUCGUCUAAUAGAUCUCAGAGAAUCAUGACCGUCCGAUCUCGCCACGUGGAUCCUACGACUCAGGAGAUCAGAAAUAGUGAAGAUCGUGCGCUCAAGAUGCCGCGUCCCAUCGCCGUUAGAUCAUCAUCUAACUCGAACAUCGCGAGGCUAAGAAACCUCCACGUCAGCACACGAGCCGUAGCCGAGUCUCGGCGGCUGACCGAAGCAAAUGAUCACUCGGGGGCUGAGCGAAUGCUGACGUCAGCUAGAGCAUUGUUGGUGCAAUACGGUUUGAACUCGAACGAGGCGUGCUUACGUGGUUUGGAAGCUGAGCUGGCAGAUUUGAACCGGUUGAGAGGUAGACACGUGGCGGUGAAGAGUCCGGAGCCGGUGGUUCAGAAGAGUGAGCCACUAACACCGACUUCAGCGUGGAGAGCGGCUGAGAGAUUGGCCAAAGUGGCGAUCAUGAGGAAGCAUAUGAAUAGAGUCAGUGACCUCCAUGGAUUCGAAAAUGCUAGAUUUUAGUUCUUUUUUUUUGUUUAUGGAUUUUUUAAAAAACUUUUUUUGUUUUUAUUUUCUAAAUUACGAAGUUUUGUAAUGGUGUGAUACAAAGAAAUACAAUGGUAAAUGUUAAUUUCAA
Molecule: messenger RNA, 2474 nt
Organism: Capsella rubella
Lineage: Eukaryota; Viridiplantae; Streptophyta; Magnoliopsida; Brassicales; Brassicaceae
Exons: 2
Coding region: 236-2359 (707 amino acids)
Source: RefSeq, a predicted model, not a curated record